AUUAACUGUACAUAUGGGUCUCUAAGACUAGUCAAUGGUUCUACCGAGAGAGAGGGAAGGCCAGAGGUUUGUUGGAAUGGAAUUGAUUGGAUUCCAUUGUCCAGUACGUGGUCCAGCAGUAACCUACGGAUUGCAUGUAACACAUUGGGCUUUGGUGCAAUGGGUGCAAAUGUUACUACUUUUGCUAAUAAAAGUGCAAACUUGUCCAUAAGGAUGAGUUGCUAUGGAAGGGUGUCAUUGUAUGAUUGUGAUUAUAGUCUAGUGAGGAAUGCAAGGCCAGUUCAGUAUAAUACUGGCAUUAGUUGUCCUGCUCCAAUGUCUAAUUGUAGUGAUGGUGAUAUUCGUUUGACUGGAGGGGCCUCAGAGUUAGAAGGAAGAUUGGAGAUAUGCUAUGGUAAAACCUGGGGAACUAUCAAUGAUUUUGGAGUGAUAGCACUUGAGUCUGCUGUUGUAUGCCGUCAGUUGGGUUUCUCUGAUCAAGAUAGCCGUAUUUACACCAGUGACAUCUUUGGAGGUGAUACACUUCCAGUUGCCUUUGAUUAUUUCGUAUGCCAGGGAGAUGAGGAGAGAGUCUGGGACUGCUCACUGCGUUACUACGGCUUUUUCUUCUUCUUUUAUGAUCCUAUUAGUAUACGAUGCCAGCCCAAAGGAAUCAACUCUACCUCUCCUCCUAUCCCAUCCUCAACUUCUCCUCCAUUAAUGAGUACCACAAUGACCUCGAGAAUAACUUCCACUGCCAUGUCAACCACAUCAGGGAUCCCCACAUCUUCUAAAAUUAUGAGCACUAGGCCUACACCAUCAAGAACAUCCAGUACUAUUAUACAACAAUCUUCCAGUACUUUACAACAAUCUUCCAGUGCUAUACAACAAUCUUCCAGUGUUUCUUCAUCUGCUACUAAGAGUGAAUAUGUAUCUUCUUCUUCAACUCCACCACUGGUUGAGCCAACAAAUGUUGGGCAAAUAUCUCUUACUGCUACUAUCAGUGGAGGAGAAAUAACUGCAGGAAACCUUGACCAGGAUGCUUUCAAAAAUGCUGUUGCCUUGUCUCUAAACAGUUACUGCGCAAAACAAGAGUGCUCCUCUAGAAAGAGAGAUUCUGACAAUGAAUUCCAGAAUAUUGAUAGCGAUAAUGUAUAUAUCAAAGAGGUAAAGGAUAUUGGAGGUGGCCGGAUGACUAUUGAGUUUUAUGUGAUGGUUAGAAGUGGUGUUGGAUAUGAUCCUGAUACUUUAGAGGAUGCCAUUAAAGAUGGAAUAGAUAAUGGUGUAUUUAGACGUGCUGGUUUCACCACUAUGACUGUACAAAAGACUAGUACCACAACAGUAGCAACUCCUGGAAAUACUUCUAGAUCAUCAGGUCUCUCUGCUGGUGCUUCUGCUGGUCUUGCCCUUGGAAUCAUCAUCCUUCUUAUAGUGAUUGGUGUAGUUGUGGCUGUCUUAGUUAUAAUAUGGUUAGAUUUACACUCAUGAUA
Amphimedon queenslandica is the source of this 1469-nucleotide messenger RNA. Its product is annotated as soluble scavenger receptor cysteine-rich domain-containing protein SSC5D-like. Gene Ontology annotation, cellular component: membrane. The transcript is spliced from 8 exons. The record is from RefSeq and is a predicted model, not a curated record. Bases 160 to 1467 code for a protein of 435 amino acids. Lineage: Eukaryota; Metazoa; Porifera; Demospongiae; Haplosclerida; Niphatidae.